UAGCCGGAUCUGUGAAGUGCCUGCAGUAUUUUAACAGCUGGCUUCUCCUUCCACAGAAAACAUCUUUUCAUCGGUCCCAGACGCUGGGCUACAAAAAUGGAUUUGCUUUUUCUCGGCUGCCAACAGUGGGGAUCGGCGGGGAGCGACUGUACGUGAAUCAGCUUUCUCAAGCUGAGUUAGAUGAAUUAUCCAACAGGGGACCCACGCUGACCUAUGGGCCAGCCAAGAGAGCUCCACCUUUGGGCUUCAUUCCAGCACACGUGGCUUUUGACAAAAAGAUUCUGAAGUUUGAUGCCUAUUUCCAGGAAGACGUUCCUUUCUCCGCAGAAGAGCAUUACCGGAUCCGCCAAGUGGUCAUCUAUUACUAUUUGGAAGAUGACACCAUGUGUGUCAUAGAACCUGUUGUGCAGAACUCUGGUCUUUUUCAAGGCAAACUUGUCAAACGCCACCGGAUGCCCAAGAAUAACCGUGGGGAUCAUUAUCACUGGAAAGAACUGAAUCGGGGCAUGAACAUCACCAUGUACGGCAGGACAUACCGUAUAGUCGACUGCGACCCGUUCACACAG
Antrostomus carolinensis (chuck-will's-widow) is the source of this 566-nucleotide messenger RNA. Its product is annotated as EF-hand domain-containing protein 1-like. Gene Ontology annotation, molecular function: alpha-tubulin binding. The annotation marks the transcript as partial. Gene Ontology annotation, cellular component: axoneme; mitotic spindle. The record is from RefSeq and is a predicted model, not a curated record. NCBI's taxonomy places the organism in Eukaryota, Metazoa, Chordata, Aves, Caprimulgiformes, Caprimulgidae. The transcript is spliced from 2 exons. Gene Ontology annotation, biological process: mitotic spindle organization; cilium-dependent cell motility; mitotic cytokinesis.